Kazachstania africana CBS 2517 is the source of this 1080-nucleotide messenger RNA. It is a transcript of the gene DLT1, whose product is annotated as Dlt1p. The record is from RefSeq and is a predicted model, not a curated record. The coding region runs from base 1 to 1080 and encodes 359 amino acids. The transcript has a single exon. NCBI's taxonomy places the organism in Eukaryota, Fungi, Ascomycota, Saccharomycetes, Saccharomycetales, Saccharomycetaceae.
AUGUUCAGCCCCAAGCUUAUAUACUGGCUCUACAGGGGCACAUUCUUCAUACUGAUUGUAUUUUGUGUGGGCUUUUCCUCUGUAAUGCCCAUUGAUGCCAUCGUGAGGGCAACAGGAUCAGAAAAUAAUGCUUUAAACACGUUUAUUGUCAUUGGUGCUCUGGUGGUUUUUGCACUUGUUUGUGUUAUAUUAAUGGCAGGAAGGAUACUAUUCCAUAAUAGUUGUCUAAUUGAUGUCCCCAGACGAUAUUUACCUAUAACAUCGGCAGACCUACCCCAUGAGCCCAGCAGGAAACUAAUUUUAAAUAACAUGGAAAGAUCCAAGGAAUUGAGUAUAUUGUUUAAAAAACCAAAGCAUCAUAUUAUACAUCCUGGAUUAGAGCCCCCUGUAAGUUGUGAUAUUCCAGGCGUUGACAAGCUCUUCCCUGAAUAUCUUAACUACGGUAAUUGUAUAAAGUUUAUUACAAGUCGAUUGAAAUAUAACGGGGUAUUCCUUGCCAUCUCAGGUUUGCCAUUUGAUUUGGAGGACACAUUUAGUGAUAUUCUUUACAAACAUUUUAUAGAGAACAAUUUGAAUAAAACACAAGUAGUCAAGGCAAAAAGAUUUAUUGAAAUUUACGAACAAUAUAGAUUUGGUAGGGGAGAAAUCACUAGAAAAGAAUUUAUUGAGUUUGUUGAACAUUGUAUCUAUUUCUCAGACUUAAUUAUGAACUCUGAAUCGUACACUACUAAUGCAAAUACUCGAAUGAAUUCUGCCCGUCGUGGUGACAACAUAGCCUCACAGAACGGUUAUACCGAUAGUACUGCAUCUUCGAAUAGUCGCAUGAGAGAAUAUCCUGAUCUUGACUAUGCUACUGAUGAAUCAAGCAGUAUCAAACCCUAUGACGGAUCCUCAGAAAGGGAUCUGCCUCUGAAACCGACGAUUUCAAAACCUUCAUCGUUCAUGGGAUUACCGCGUAAGCGUAUACGGACAGCUUCGAUUGCAAAACACUUGGCUCCAUCUUCAACUUCUUCCGUUUCAUCAUCUUCUGUAUCUACAUCAUCGUCAUCCUCUGCACCAUUAGAUAAUACAUCUCAAUAG